This is a messenger RNA of Periophthalmus magnuspinnatus, 4364 nucleotides long. It is a transcript of the gene lmo7b, whose product is annotated as LIM domain 7b. Gene Ontology annotation, biological process: regulation of cell adhesion; regulation of signaling; actomyosin structure organization. Gene Ontology annotation, molecular function: actin binding. The record is from RefSeq and is a predicted model, not a curated record. The transcript is spliced from 28 exons. Bases 160 to 3690 code for a protein of 1176 amino acids. NCBI's taxonomy places the organism in Eukaryota, Metazoa, Chordata, Actinopteri, Gobiiformes, Gobiidae.
UUAGUGGCGCAGAGUCACCGGUGCAGCGCAAACAGCAGCGGAACAGAGACAAAACCCCGCACAUCUCAGUCUGGACUUCCCGUGCGUCCUUUUCAAUAUUUAAUGAUUGCAGCGCACACUUUAAACUGAUUGUUUUGCAGACUUUAUUGAUUAGAAAGUAUGGAGUGGAGACAGCAGACGAGUUUGAGCUGUGCAGACUCUUUCACCGAGGCGCAGCGCUGGAUAGAGGAAGUAACUGGAAAAUCUUUUGACUGCAGUGACUUUCGAGGAGCUUUGGAAAAUGGCGUCCUUCUUUGCGAUUUGAUCAAUAAGUUGAAGCCUGGCAUCAUAAAGCGGGUGAACAGACUCUCUACUCCCAUCGCAGGUUUGGAUAAUGUCAGCGUGUUCCUGAAAGCCUGUGGCAAACUGGGGCUGAACGAGUCCCAGCUCUUCCACCCCGGAGACCUGCAGGACCUGUCGACACGUGUCACGCUUAAACGAGAUGAGAGCAGCAGGAGGCUCAAGAAUGUGCUAAUAACCAUCUACUGGCUCGGCAGAAAGGCCAAUCAGGACCUGCUUUAUGAAGGACCUCAGCUGAACUUUAAGUCUUUUGAAGGACUGCUGGGACUCGCCUUGUCCAGGGCCUUGGACGACUCCACGAGUUGUUACUACCAGGAGAAGGAGGAGAUCCAGCGCAAAAGGUCAAGCUACAAACGCCAGAGUUCAUUAGACAGUGUGGAUUCUCUGGACGCCAAGGCGACUACGGCAAACGGCUGUGGCAGUGAUGCAGAGGCUGAGCAGGUGUUUAAGACGGAGACGCCUCCAACUUCAGCUCCUCCACAACGAGGACGUUUACCUGCACCUCUAAAGAAGACCAAGGACGUACGAGGAGAGACGAGCGGAACUGGUCCCAUGUCCAGACCAGGUCAAACUCUGAAUAAUCAAGAAAAGCCAGUUCAGGUGAAUCCUGGCUGGAUUUGGAGCAAGUCCCUCACUGAUAUCCCAAUGGUUUACCCUGUGCGUAACAUACCUGAGGACACCGCCGCCGCCGUUUUGGACGAGGCUCAAGAACCAGACACGACGCAAUUCAAAAGGAAGAGCAGCUCUACAAAGGACACCGAAGCCCAAUGGCACGAGGAUUUGAAUAAGUGGAAGAGCCGUCGCAGGAGCAGCAAGACUGAGGGUCGAAGGGCGUCUCAGGAUCGAGAGCAUGUCAUACACCAGAUGACCAACGGAGCCAAGAGCGCUUUUCAGAAAACUAUCACUCAAGGUGGACCAAUGAAAAGAGACCAGCCGUCACAGCACAGUCCGGCCGCUCACCCCUACCCUCCCACGUCCCCCGCCAAGUCCUCCAGGUCAAACCUCCGACCACACACCCGGGCGCCGCUGGCUCGGAGCUACGCCACAGAGAUGCCGUACAACUCUCCUACGACUUAUUAUCCACAAACGUCAGGACACAUUCAGGGGCCAACAGUUGGAACCAUGCCAGAACCGAUUAAAAACGCCUUGGACAAAGACACCCACAUGGCGUCUCUGGCUUCAGUGGGAACAGCAGCCACCACGCCCUCCACAGAGCAGCCCUUCAGCUCGCAAACCCAUGUCAAAAACGUACGUGUAACAUCCCAGAACGUCACUGGAGACGCCUGCGGACGCUCACCUGUUCUGCCAAAGGAAAUGACUAAACUAAACGCUGCUGCUGAGGAUCUUACCAUAGUCGGCCGCGCAGAGAUCGACGCUAAAAAUGCUCCAACCAAGACGAGAACCCAAAAGCAGGAAGUAAACAUGGAGGCAAUCAACGUCCAGGGUCUUGAGAAGUUCCUUCCUCGCUCCAGUACUUGGACCAGUUCUGCCAGUCUCCCUCGUGGUUACCGUCGGUCCGAGGGCUCGAGUCGCCUCUCCUCUGUGAUCUCAGCCCGACCUUUUGGCACCAAACCGUCCAGAGUGUCCUCGCUCCCAAAACUCUACAAUGUAGAUGAUAAUCAGCUCAACUGGCUGUCGAAUAACGAUAAAGACGUCUCUCCGCCCGUCACUUCUUCGCUGAAAAGGCAGACGGCGACGGUCCAGCUCAAAGGCCACGCUCCGGUCACACAGACGGAGAACUGUGCCAUUCAGACCAGAGAGCGCCCCACGCAGGAUGUGCCCCAACACAGCAGCUCCACCCGGGGGAAAGAGUCCAGCGCUCCAGUGAAAGUGGAUCACAGUGACAUGAGGGUGUGUCUUACUCUCAGACCGAACAGCAGACCAGACUUUGGGUUUCAGACUCACUGGGACAGCUCCGGGGCGAGGGUAACGUCCAUUCACCCAGGGAGUCCAGCAGAACUUUGCCGUCUUCGCAUCAACGAUGAGAUAAUUGCAGUUGAUGGAGGAUCUGUGUCUCAACUGAAUUUCAAUCAGUGGAAAAAUAAAAUGACCUCCGCCCUGCAAACCGGCAUUUUGACCAUGGACAUCCGACGCUACGGGAACAGAGAUUGGAGCAACAGUGAAGCCAGUUUUUACACACAGCCAGGCCAGAACAGGACGACCCUCGAUUUGACCUCAUCCGCGCCCCUUCUGAUUGGUCGGCCCGAUCGCCAUGCCAACACUGACACCGCACUAAUGGCCCCGUCCAAAUUUAAUGGGCAGCCCAACAAUGUUAAUUCUUGUCAAAACAUGGAUGGAGAACACUCCGACAACCCCAGGACAGCCACGAAGAAAGGAGGUUCUGAAUCUGCGAUAUCAGAUCUCCAGGUGCCCUCCCUCAGCCCCUCCUCUGGCAGCUGGUCCUGGGACAGGGAGGAGGAGCGCAGGCGGCAGGAGAAGUGGCAGGAAGAGCAACAGCGCCUCCUGCAGGAGAAAUACCAGCGGGAUCAUGAGCGGCUUGAGCGUGAGUUUAAAAAGGCACAACAAGAUGCUUCAAUCGAUAAAAAAGAUGAGACGAAAAUGAUAACCAGUGAUGAAAACCCACAGAACAUAUGCCUCCAUGUAAACGGCAUGACGAAUAAGCCCCAGGAUGAGCACGGCCCUGCCACAAAUGAAGUUAAAUCCGCAGAAAGCUCCUCCUGCAAGGCUAAAGAAACGCAGCCGGAAAAACCGAGCGAUGCCUGGGCCAAGUCCACGUCCACGCCGGCGCUAACAAGCCCCCAGAAACAGACGAGAGGAGCCGGUGACCAGAGGAAAAGGAAAAGUCAGAUGGUGUCAAAGGUCGAGCAGGAGCGGCUGCAGAUUCUGGAGGAGAUGAAGAAGAGAACUCAGCUCCUCACAGACAACAGCUGGAUCCGUCAGCGAAGUGCGAGUUUUUACAAAGAGCCCGUCAUGCCCGGGGUCCCAAUCAAGAGGUAUGAGUCUAUGGACCACCUGGAGAGCUGGCGUCACUCUCCCGUCGCUUCAAUGACCUUCACUUAUCCCCGACCACAGUCUGCUGCUGCGGGAUACUGUGGAUCCACCAGGACGUCCUCCUCACGCCACAGCACCGGGUCGAUGCCUCCACAGAGAAGCAGGACAGACCCGGGCAGGAGGACGUGCUCCGUGUGCGAGGGGGCGCUUGAUAGUGGGACAGUUGUGGUGGUCCAGGCCCUUAGUCUGAGCUUCCACUUGUCCUGUUUCCAGUGCAUGGGCUGUUACCGAGAUCUCCGAGGAGCAGAGACCGGAGUCGAGGUCCGGAUCCACGACCAGCGGCCCUACUGCGACGCCUGCUACUUCCACCGCAAAUACACUGGCGCCGUCGUGUUGUGAUCAAAACACAGCUCUGCGUAUCGCUGAAUAACCAGUCCAUCUGGAAAUGACUCGAUGUUUUGUGUCGUGUCCGGCGUCCGUGAAGCUCUAGGGUUGCAUUUGUCUAAAUUAUUUUAAAUUUUAAGUGUAGUUUUUAAUAUUAAAUAGUAGAAAUAGACAUAAUGCAUCUGUUUCUUUUAUGAUUUCUGUGUUUGUGUUGCAUAAUUGUCUGUUUCCGUUGUAGCUCAUGUUAGUCUCUGUUUGGAUUCUCUCUGUGUUUAAGAAGACGGCACAUUUCACACUUACGUCUACAUUUUGUGACCCUUAAGUACAACGCACUAAACCUUUUAAUAAUUCUUCAGAGUUUUAUUGUUCUACCACUUGGUGUCGCCAUUGGACUCUCGGUUAAAGUCGAUCCUUCCUCUGCAGUGACUUUCACGUCUGCAAAAAUCUGUUUUAAAGAUGACGCCUUUAAGUUUUAAGUGAAAACAUUUUAAAAUUGCCAAACAUUUCUUUAAUUAUAAACUGUAACUAAUAAAACAAGAACAUUUGAAUAGUGUCAAAGCGUCUGGAGUCUGUUAAAAUAUUCACAUGGAGAUUCAAAGUUACAAACAACAAGCGUUUUAGAAAGUGAAGGGAAAUAUGUGCUGUAUGUUCUGUUUAGUGACUGCACAAAUAAAGAUUAAUGUUCUCUA